UAUGGAUUAAUAGAUUGCAGCAUAUUCAAUAAAGAUAAUUGUUAAGUAUCAUUAUAUAAAGGUGUCUGUUGGCUCAAAGUUUAUUAUGAUGUUAGAAUGUAGUGAUUAUAAAGCAGAGAAUGUGUUUGCGAAUUAAAAUUAGAAUGGUAAGAAUAGUUUUUGAUUGUGGGGGUGGAGAAAAAAUGUACAAAUGUAAAUAUUAGCAAAAAGUUACCAAUUUAUUAACUAAUCAUAGCAUGUGCAAAGAGGGUUUUGAAGGGUGUACUAUAAGCUAGAAAAGUUAUGUAUCAAAUAAAUGAAGUCUUUUUCAAAAUAGGUCAAAAAUUUUUAAUGUUUUAAAAAAUAAUUGUUUCUUGGAUUCAAACAAGAGGUAUAUGUAUUGAAAAGGAGUGUGAAAAUUUGCCAUUUACUCAGGAUUAUGAAUGUAAGACAUAUUUAAGAGUAUGAAAAUAUAUAAUUAAUAAAGAUGAGUUUAAUCUAUCUAUGUUAUACAAAUAAAUGGAAUUCAUUGUGUAAAAAGGUAGUGGUGUAGUAUUGCUGAGAAUAAAUUUGGUGUUGAUGCUGAUAAAAAAAAAUAUGCGAAUAUCAUAAAGAUUAAUGUAAUAUAAAGAGCUGCCACACUGCUCAAGAUUUCCUUAAGAUCUAUCAAUAAAGCUAGGAUUAUGACAAUCUAUUAGAUUGUGUUAGAAUAAAACGAAUCUAAUAAUGUGUACUUCGUAAAAUAAAGGAUGUAAAAAUAAGCCAGGCAUGUGAUGCUUAUGAUUUUGAAAUUGGUUUUUAUUUGAUAGAAUACUAAUAUUUUAUAUGGCAUAAUGAUAAUAGUAAAUAAAAAUAAUGUUCUCAUGCUCCAAUUGAUUAUCGUCUAACAUAUUGUCACUAAUAUGGGAAUUGCAUUGUGUAAUAAAAGGAUGAUUUAAAGUGGCACCUUAUUCAUGUGAAGAGAUACUGGAAGAAUAUUUUUACGAAUUAUAAUAUAUACAGGUGCAUAUAGCUUGGGGCUAGUGCGUAUUAUUUGAUUGCAUUAAUCAGUAAAUAUUAUUAAAAUUGUUAAAAGUUGAAAAAUCAUACUAUAAAAAUCAUAAUAUAUGCUCAAAGGCAAGUUAAUUUUGCACAAGAAAUUUCGAUUUUAUAGGUUGUGCUGACUAUUUUUGGGAAAAUAUUGGAGAGAAAGAGUAUUGUUGAUUCUAGCAAUACUGAUUUGCUUGUUGAAUUCGGCAAAUUAGAUUAAUUAAUAAUCUUUCUCAACUAAAUAAAAUUUAUGAUUAAAUUAUUUAAUAGCAAGUACAAAGAACAGGGUAUAAAUAAAAUACAAUUGACAAAUCUAGCUGUUGGAAUUAUUAGUUUAACUAUUGCUGGAUUUCUAUUUGUUUUUUUUUUAAACCUACCUAAAGAUGAAUAAAGAAAAAGCCCCUAUUAAUUCAUUAGCUUUUAUUAAAUAAUGAUAAUUUUAUAAAUAUUGUUUUCUAAAAAAUUUUGA
Molecule: messenger RNA, 1477 nt
Organism: Paramecium pentaurelia
Lineage: Eukaryota; Ciliophora; Oligohymenophorea; Peniculida; Parameciidae
Source: the annotation of a GenBank genome assembly